CCGCAGGUGUGUCUCCCGGUCCUGUGGCUGCCUGCCCCACUCCCUGCCCAGGCGCCCGCCAGCAAAGUCAGCUCCCCUGCAGCCCAGAGAGCCCAACACAGCGCAGCCCAGUGCCCCGGGAUGGAAGCUGCAGACGCCUCCAGGAGCAACGGGUCCACCCCAGAAGCCAGGGACUCCCGCAGCCCGCAGGGCCCCAGUGGCGGCCUGGAGAACGGCACCAAGGCCGAUGGCAAGGACGCCAAGACCACCAACGGCCACAGCGGGGAGGCGGCCGAGGGCAAGGGCCUGGGCAGCGCCCUGAAGGCCGCGGAAGGAAAGAGCGCCCUGUUCUCGAGCUCUGAGUGGCGGAGGCCCAUCAUCCAGUUUGUGGACUCCGUGGACGACAAGGGCUCCAACUACUUCAGCAUGGACUCUGCCGAAGGCCGGCGGUCACCCUACGCCGGCCUGCAGCUUGGUGCCGCCAAGAAGCCACCGGUCACCUUUGCCGAGAAGGGAGAGCUGCGUAAGUCCAUCUUCUCGGAGGCCCGCAAGCCCGCCGUGUCCAUCAUGGAGCCGGGAGAGGGCCGCAGGAACAGCUCCCCCCGGGCCGACGCGGGCCUCCUGCUGCGGUCCAAGGCGGGCUCCGAGGAGGUGCUGUGCGACUCGUGCAUCGGCAACAAGCAGAAGGCGGUCAAGUCCUGCCUGGUGUGCCAGGCCUCCUUCUGCGAGCUGCACCUCAAGCCCCACCUGGAGGGUGCCGCCUUCCGCGACCACCAGCUGCUCGAGCCCAUCCGGGACUUCGAGGCCCGCAAGUGCCCCCUGCACGGCAAGACCAUGGAGCUCUUCUGCCAGACCGACCAGACCUGCAUCUGCUACCUCUGCAUGUUCCAGGAGCACAAGAACCACAGCACCGUGACGGUGGAGGAGGCCAAGGCUGAGAAGGAGACGGAGCUGUCGCUGCAGAAGGAGCAGCUGCAACUGAAGAUCAUUGAGAUCGAGGAUGAAGCUGAGAAGUGGCAGAAGGAGAAAGACCGCAUCAAGAGCUUUACCACCAACGAGAAGGCCAUCCUGGAGCAGAACUUCCGGGAGCUGGUGCGGGACCUGGAGAAGCAGAAGGAGGAAGUGAGGGCCGCCCUGGAGCAGCGGGAGCAGGACGCUGUAGACCAAGUGAAAGUGAUCGUGGACGCGCUCGACGAGAGGGCCAAAGUGCUGCACGAGGACAAGCAGAUCCGGGAGCAGCUGCACAGCAUCAGCGACUCAGUGCUGUUUCUGCAGGAAUUUGGCGCCUUGAUGAGCAAUUAUUCUCUGCCCCCGCCCCUGCCCACCUACCACGUCCUGCUGGAGGGGGAGGGCCUGGGACAGUCACUCGGCAACUUCAAGGACGACCUGCUCAAUGUGUGCAUGCGCCACGUCGAGAAGAUGUGCAAGGCGGACCUAAGCCGUAACUUCAUCGAGAGGAACCACAUGGAGAACGGCGGGGACCAUCGUUACAUGAACAACUACACAAACAGCUACACGAGCGAGUGGAGUACGCCUGACACCAUGAAGAGGUACUCCAUGUACCUCACGCCCAAGGGUGGGGCCCGCACUUCCUACCAGCCGGGGUCUCCGAGCCGCCUCUCCAAGGAGACCAACCAGAAGAAUUUCAGCAAUCUGUACGGCACCAAAGGUAACUACACCUCCCGGGUCUGGGAGUACUCGUCCUCGGUCCAGAGCUCCGACGACCUGCCCGCAGUCCAGGGCAGCUCCUCUUUCUCCCUGAAAGCAGGCACUGGGAAAAGCCCCUAUCAGUUCACCACCCUGAGACAGGCCACUGCACAGCUUUCCAAACCACUGGAUGGCAGUGGGCUGUUUAAGAACGAUCCCGGCUAUCCCUCGCUCGUACGCAGUCAAGUCCCCAAGGCCCAGCCCCAGACUUGGAGAUCUGGCAAGCAGACCCUGCUGUCUCACUACCGGCCCUUCUACGUCAACAAAGGCAAUGGCAUGGGCUCCAAUGAGGCCCCGUGAGCUUCGGGCAGAAGGAACAAGGCACCGCCGCUCCUGCCUCCCUGCUGGUCCCGCCACGCGCCUGCCUUGGCAACUGCUGUGCUCAUCUGCAUGGGAGGGAGCCGGCCCACACCCCCGCCCCGCCCCCUGCCAGCCCUCUCCGGGCCUCCCAGGCUCCCCUCCCCGAGCUGGCCGUGCUCCACCCAGGCCCCUCCCCGGCUUGGUGGUGUCUGAUGGCUGCCCUUGCUCCUGUGCUCAUGGCCAACCUGUUGCAGGGUGAGGGACCAGGGGCUUCUCUGCCCGAACCCAGGUCUCAGCCUGCCCCUCCCGCCCGUGCCCCGCUGUCCGUGGCCUGUUGGCCAUCUGUCACCAAGGCCCUGCCUCCCCAGUGUGGUCAGUAGGUGCCUGGCCACCAUGACAGCUGCCCAGCUGCCAUCGCUAUGGACUCGCCCCCUCCUUCCCGGUGCCCUGGCCGCGUCAGAAGACUGUCCAGCCUGCCUGGCUGGGCCGGGCCCAUCCUGCAGCCUCGGGCCGCUGCUGGGAGACCACCCAGUCGCUGCACCCCGUGAGUGUGUGGUCCUGGAAGCCAGGAUCUCCUGGCUGCAGGGCGAUCUCACCACGAUGUCGCUCUUCCACCUGCGGACAUAAGCAAACCCUCAACACGGUGUGGUCCAGCUCAGGCCAGCUGCCGCCCAGCCGCCUGGAGGAGGCCCUGUCUCCCUGUAGAAUUCCACCAAGUGGGCGAUUCGCAGUUCUCCCCGGCGAUGGGGAGUGCACGGGCCGGGCGGGUAACAGCCGGUGCUACCUGCAAGGGUGCCUUACACUCUGCCUCCAUCAGGCAGGCUGCCUCUUCCCUCUGACUCCUCUGUGUCGUGAGGGGCCGGGAGAUGAAUGCCAUUGGCAGCAGGGUGGGCUCAUCUCCUCUGCCACUGUGGAGGGGCCGGUUUGCAGGGUGGGCAGGAGACCCCCGCUUGGGCUUCGCCCCUGAAUAAACAUUGCUCACUCGC
Oryctolagus cuniculus (rabbit) is the source of this 2972-nucleotide messenger RNA. It is a transcript of the gene TRIM29, whose product is annotated as tripartite motif containing 29. Gene Ontology annotation, molecular function: zinc ion binding. The record is from RefSeq and is a predicted model, not a curated record. Lineage: Eukaryota; Metazoa; Chordata; Mammalia; Lagomorpha; Leporidae.